CGUUGCAGCGAUGGCGGCGCACGCAAGUUUGUUUACAUCGCGGUGCUGCUAGAAUUUCGUGAAUGUUUUCUUUUUAUACUCACCGAUCGGCUUCGUUUUCAUUAUGGGCGUCGUGAGCAUUCACCAGUUUCCUAUACCUGAAGGCAAAAGCGGCCAGCAAGCUGCGGAACUUCUCCAGAAGCGUCUUGAAACGUUGGGAGCCGUUCGAGAAGGAAUAUUUACCGUGGACUGCGAGACAUACUACAGCGCACCUAACUUAAACCCCAGCCAUUCUGUGAACAUCAUACACGACACCGAGCAUCCGGCCACAUGCUUCGCACUGCUCGAUACGGGCAUGUGCCUUGUCGCGGACAUAACAUUCGACAUGCUCAUGCUUAAGAUGGCCGGAAUCUACAGCUCCAAGAAAUCAACCAAGAUUGAGUCCAGAGGACCCCGUUACGAAGUUGCAGACUUCCUCGUCAAAGUGGGCAGCGUCUCGAUGGGACCAAGCUUUCGGGGCAUUCUCGUUGAGGUUGAGUACCUGCCAUGUGUGGUUCCAUCAAGUUGCUGGGACUUGAUGCGCGAGUUCCUCCAAGGCUUCAUGGGCUCGGCCGUGCAAGGCCCUCCCCAGUACCUACAGGGCCGCAUGAACGAACUGUACAAUCCUGUGGACACUGUCCAGCAGUACAUGGAGCACUUCAACAAUUUCCGAAGGGCGUCUGCUACGCCCGUGGCAGCACCCACAAACAUGGAGUAGCAAGUUGGAGACAAACUGCCCCAUCGAACUCUACAGCCUUUGCUCUGCUGAAACCUCUCUUCCCAUUUCUCUUUCUUCUUCUGCUUUUCUACCUCGGAAGCAAGACUCACUGAAGCCGCGUUUAUCAUCUUUCAUGGACAGACUCCUGUGACAUGUGAAACAUUUGUGCAAUUCAAGUGCAUUGGCGUUUCACUUGUUGACCCAGCUGUGCCCAUGCUAUGCAUGUAAGAUAUCCUUAUAAGUGGUGUGUACUGAAACAUGAAAGCUAUAACAUUCGGGACAUUUUGUGACCUUGUAAUGGCAGCCAAGUGCAGACACAUCUCCUUUAGUUCUUUCCACAGCCUGCAGAAUGUUUCUGUCAUCUAAUGUCAGCUUAAGAAAUGGAAUCUAGCCUGCAAAGGUGGAGAUGACUAUUGCUUUAAAGUAGUUGUUCCAGGCCACUAAAAUUAAAAAAAAAGGGCCUUGAGUGUGACCCAAAAUGGUUAAAGCUGGCCUGACUACAAAGAUGACAGUGAUGACUGCAUAACUCACACAUUGUGAACUUAGCAACGAAUCUUGGAUUAGGGCAGAUCGUUUUCAUGCCUGGUACCUUCUGCUGAGGAAACAUGACAAUAUUUGCAACAGAUGCCACAGAAACUGGAUGUACUGUGGAACGUUAAAGCUAUAACAUGUGGGACGUUUUGUGAGCCCGUAGUGACAGCCAAGUGCAGACACAUUUAUUUGAGUUCUUUCCACAGCUUGCAUAGUGUUUUUAUCAUCCCAUGCAGCUGUUGCCGCAGAAAUACAUUGUCAUCCUUACCGAAA
This is a messenger RNA of Dermacentor silvarum, 1540 nucleotides long. It is a transcript of the gene MED20, whose product is annotated as mediator of RNA polymerase II transcription subunit 20. The transcript has 5 exons. Bases 104 to 736 code for a protein of 210 amino acids. Gene Ontology annotation, cellular component: mediator complex. NCBI's taxonomy places the organism in Eukaryota, Metazoa, Arthropoda, Arachnida, Ixodida, Ixodidae. Gene Ontology annotation, biological process: regulation of transcription by RNA polymerase II. The record is from RefSeq and is a predicted model, not a curated record. Gene Ontology annotation, molecular function: transcription coactivator activity.